UGAGAUAAUGUGAGAUGCAAUACACUGGGUGAGCUGGCUGGAGAACCUAGGUGUUCAUGGAAUACUUUAUUGUGUAGUCACCAAUUACUUUGUCAACCAAUGAAUGGAGAAUGGAAUGCGUUUCAGCUAUUGUUUUAAAGCUUGUGUUUUUUUAAGACAGGAGUAAAGAUAAUUUAUGUUGUUUAGUUUUGAGAGGUUUGAAGUUUGCUGUGAAGGAUCUUGAGUGAAAUUGAAGGAUUUAUACAAAUUAACAAUAUGUUCACAUGGACUAUCUUAUCUGUGAUAUUUUGUAACUUGAUUGUUUGGGCUUUCUAACGCUUUAAUUAGGUCGGACAUGUUUAUACACACCAGCUGAUAGAAAUCUUGUUGUUUUAAGAUAAUUGUUGGAUUUAUUUUUCCUUGUCAACACCAAGACUUGACAGCCUUUGAACAGAAAUGCAUCCACCCCUCAUUAUUUGGUUGCUGAAAAUCUUCUUAGCAGAAGAACCAUUAAGACAAUAGUGCUCAUUCUACAAAAGCCAUUUGAACCUACAAGUAAAAUGGCAGAACCGGAAUUAAGUAGCCUGGAGUUUGAUGCACGUCUAAAACACCCCGACAUGACAUCGGAGGCGUAUACAGUGCUCAUGUUGAAUAUGACCACUACGCUGUCACCUGGGAAACUGUGGAAUAUCACGUCAUGUGAUGUCAUUAACACUAACUAUGAUAUCCCCACAUCAGUGACCUGUGCUAUUUGUUUCCUGUUUGGGAUUUUAUACACUUUUUUCGGGUACCGCUGUUUCAAGAUGGUGAUGUUCCUGACUGGUUUCCUGUUCGGUGCCAUUCUAGUCUAUCUGAUCUGUAUGGAGGAGCGCACGUUCACGCCUCUCAUCAACGCGGGCAUUGCGCUCGGUGCGGGCAUUCUUUGUGGCCUACUGACCAUGCUCGUGCAAUACGUGGGUCUGUUCAUCACCGGGUUCAAUCUCGGGGUCUCCGUUGCCGUCUGUGUUCUCAUUCUACUGGAACAGUUUAUUCAUCCGCAGACUUUGUGGAUACCCAUUGGAGUUCUAGUGGGUACGGGAAUCAUUUUCGCUCUGGUCACUUUACGAUUCCAAAAAGCGGGAACAAUUCUGGGUAGCAGUGUGUUCGGUGGUAUACUCAUGAUCUCGUGUAUUGACUACUUCAUCGAGCAGUUCAUGCUGAUGUUCUACCUGAAGGACCGUUGUAAGGCGGAGUUGUCUCCCCCGCUGUGCUGGUACACGUGGGUCAUACUCGGCUGCUGGCCGUUCUGCUCCUUUGUUGGGGCCGUCACUCAGUGGAAGAUUACUGGCAAAGGAUUCAAUCAUAGAAAUGUGAUGCAGAACCGGCGUUGCCGUGAGUUCCGGUUGAAGCGAGCAGCACGGACUAAGGAGAAGCCCCGGGAAAAUCCGCACCAGUCUCGCUACAGACACCUUUACAAGGUGCGCAGGGUGAACGGGGACGUCCUCUCACAGAACUAUUUCCAGACAGUGCAGUCUAAAUUGUCUCCAUCUUUGCGUCGCAUGACCCCUGUUCCAACUGACGCAGCGUUGGAGCCCGAGAGUACCAACACAACCUUGACCCAGAUUCCAGAAGUCUGAACCGGAUUGACAUACGUUUAUUUGUGCUGACCAAUUUUAAUAUAGGUUUUAACUCUGGAUGGAUGCAAUAUGCUGAAAGUUACGCCGGCAGUGAUCCUGGUUAUAGUCGGAAUGUGGGUCACACUUCCUAUACCUGACCUUGACCUCGUGAAUGACCUUCAGCAGUUUGUACUUUUUGGUAUUCAUUGUGGAGGUGAUGUGGUAGACUGUAUUGCAUACAAAUGGUGUGCUUUCGUGCAUUAAGUUACACAUAUAAUUCUGUAAAUCAGCUUUUCUCACAUUAAGUUGGUGUUUUAUCAAUGUUUAAUAUGAUUUAUAAAUAAUGAUGAAUAUUGCCAUUCAAAUGCUAAAUAAAAAGUUUCAUUCAAAUGUUUUUCACACUAAGUCUUGUCUGGUAGACAUCUUCACGAACAAAAAAUACAAUUGUGUUAUUUAUUGUUUCUAAUUUGUUUUUCAGUUAGAUUGUUCUGUUUAAAGAGCAUUUAUUAGUUUAUUUGAGUGUAUAUGUUACCACACAUCUGAAGAUGUUAACUAUAUGUUUGAUUAAAUUAAAGACAGCUUUCUAAGCUGAAAAAAAAAAUUCCCAAGGGUAAAGAGACUCUUAUAUUUUAAACUAUGUGCAAAUACUCUUUAUAAAUUAAUUUCGUUUUUGUGUUUAAUUAUAAAGAGUUACAAAUGAAUAAUGUUUUAAUCAGCUUCUUAAUUACUUACUCUUGAUACUACUUUUUGUACAUUUUUAUGAGUGUUCUGAAAUUACCAUACAGAUAAUGGUGCAAACUUAUGCAAAGAAUAACAAACUAAUUAAGAAGAAUAAGGUACUGUAAAAUCGUUUACUGGUAUUUUCGUUGGCAUGAAAUUUUGUGGUUUUUCAAAAUAUGACUCUUUUGUUGACACUUAAAUAAAUUCUUGGAUUUCUGAUUUUGAAAAAAAGAGGAAUAUGUGUCAUCAUUUAGAUGUGUUGUGUAAAAUUGGUGGAAAUACAAUGAAAUCAACAAAACAUUAAUUUCCAACAAAUAAUAAUGAACUAACAGUAUGUUAAGAAGCAUAGUGUUUGAAGGAAAUAGAGAGUUAAUUACAUUAGCUUGACCAGUUUAGGGAUCUUUCUCAUGAUCUAAAUGUAUUUUUUUUUAACAUAAUUCAUGAUAGAUUGUUCAAGAUUAAUUUUCUUCCCCAGCAUUGACUGGGUAUGUGCUAUGUUGCUGUUAUUGUGUUUAACACAGGUAGAAACAAAACAAAUUAAAUUGUGUACACUGUACCGAUUUGCAUAUUGUUAUGUUCUUAUGAAGCUGUGUUGUUUGUUUUCUUUAUUUAUUUAUUGCCGUGUCAUUACGAUUUCAAUCUAUGUUUCAAUUUUGUAAAUUUUCGUAAAGUUUAAACAAACACAGUAGUUGGCUGCUGAAAAUGUUGACCAUGAUUUUUUCUGCGUUCUCUUUGCUGCUUAAGUUGGGAUUACUUAAAGUAAGAUCUGUUAUGCUGCUUUUCAAGCACUUUUGCUCCAAAUUCACUGAAAUGAAUGUUAAAUAUAUCUGCAGGUUCAUUUUGUAUGGGAAGAGAAUUCAUUUACCUCUUUAUUGAUUUUAUUGCAUACAAAGUUUGUAUUUUUUCAACUUGAUACCACAAGUUUUGUAGUCAUUGAUAUGCACUCAAUUCUAGAGAUUACGAAAUCAUGUAAUAUGAUGAGCCUCAUUUUGGGAAAGCUGGGUCUAAUGCAUUUGUGUAAAAAAAUGUCCCCAUAUUAGCCUGUGAAGUCUGCACAAACUAAUCAGGCACACAAAUUUCCACCAUGACUUGAUUUUUGUUUAGAUGUGACUUCUUUUUAAAAAAACACCAUCAAAUGUGGGACGACACGCAAAUGAAUUAGGCCCUGUUUUCCCAGAACUUGGCUCGUAUAUUUGUUGCCAUUACUUGUUUUGUCCACCUUGUUGCUUAUUAUCUUUGUUUAUGAAAUGUUCAAGUGGAACUGAGAGGUAAAAAAUAAUGAAAAUA
Messenger RNA from Dreissena polymorpha, 3581 nucleotides. Its product is annotated as transmembrane protein 198-like. The record is from RefSeq and is a predicted model, not a curated record. The transcript is spliced from 6 exons. Bases 540 to 1595 code for a protein of 351 amino acids. Gene Ontology annotation, cellular component: plasma membrane. Lineage: Eukaryota; Metazoa; Mollusca; Bivalvia; Myida; Dreissenidae.